Molecule: messenger RNA, 1732 nt
Organism: Helianthus annuus (common sunflower)
Lineage: Eukaryota; Viridiplantae; Streptophyta; Magnoliopsida; Asterales; Asteraceae
Product: zinc finger protein CONSTANS-LIKE 15
Exons: 4
Coding region: 90-1502 (470 amino acids)
Molecular function (GO): protein binding; zinc ion binding
Source: RefSeq, a predicted model, not a curated record
AAAUAAAAUAAGCAACCCUUCCAAAAGAGGAAACCCUCAUAACCCUCAUCAUUCACCCCCUCUAGUCUUCCCUUUCCUGAUUUACACCCAUGGCGACUUCAAACAACAACAACAACCCCACCAUUCAACAAGACACCACCACUCCCCCUUGCGACUACUGCAACCACCACAUCGCCGUCAUCUUCUGCCGCGCAGACUCCGCCAAACUCUGCCUAUUCUGCGACCACAUCGUCCACUCCGCCAACACCCUCUCUAGCAAGCACCUCCGCUCCCAGAUCUGCGACGGCUGCCGUUCCGCCCCCGUCUCUGUUCGUUGCUCCACCGAUAACCUUGUUCUGUGUCGUGAUUGCGACUGGGAUGCCCACGGUAGCUGCGCUGUCUCCGCCGCACACGAUCGUACCCCUAUUGAGGGUUUCACCGGAACUCCGUCGCCCGUGGAUUUGGCGGCAAAUUGGGGGUUGGAAUUGGGUUUGGAUCAGAAGAAGAAGAAAAACCCUAAUGACCCGGUUCGUGAUUCGGGUCAAGAUUCGGGUCAAGAUUCGGGUCAGUGGGAGUACCCGGUUUUUGACCCGAAUUCUUGGAUGCAAGAUCUCAUGGUUCCUGAUGAGAAUCAUAAUAACAAUAAUGUGAUGGGUAAUAAUAAUAUUAAUAAUAAUAAUAUUAAUAAUAAUAAUAUUAAUAAUAAUAAUAAUAGUAAUAAUAAUAGUAAUGAUGAUGAUGAUGAUGGUGGAUUUAAGUUUAAGAAGUUGAAUGGGUCAUGUGGGAAGCAGAAAAAUGUGAUCUUGAAGCAGUUGAGUGAGCUUUUGAAGCAAAGUUUGGAGACAUCUGAAGUGCCACGUCAGCAGGGUGAUGAGGAUGAUGAUGAUGAUGAGGGUGAGGAUGAGGUGGAACAUGGGCAUCAACCUUUUACUUCUUUGUUGAUGAUGCAGGGGCCUUUGGAUGUGGAGUUCUUGAAAGAUGAUCAGAGUUUGGAGCAGAAUAUGAUGUGGAGUUCAAGACCGAGAGAACAUCGAGGCACUCAGAUAUGGGAUUUUAACAUGGGCCGAUUAGCUAGUCCCGAUGAAUCUGAUGCAAACAACGAAGGAUUCAUGAUUAAAACAUUUAAUGAAAGUUUAAGCGAAGCAGAGAAAACAGGGUUAGGCGAAAUGUACGGGAUAAAUUACUCCGCAUCCCAUUACGCUAUUUCAGCUUUAAAAAACAACUCAAAUGACAGAAAAGCAAGUUAUGUAACACCAAAUGUGUAUGGCGGUGGUUCAACUGAUAUCCAGUUCACGGAGCAAAACGUGACGGGGGCUGAAAAACUUGCCAUGCCGUUACCGAAAGUUGAUUUAGAGCUUAUGGCAAAAACCAGAGGUGACGCAAUGCUUCGUUACAAGGAGAAGAAGAAAAAUAGAAGAUAUGACAAGCACAUUCGUUACGAGUCAAGGAAGGCAAGAGCCGAUACUAGAAAGCGAGUGAAGGGUCGGUUCGUGAAGGCUAAUAACGAAGAUGGUGCUGGUUAAAUUGGCGUUUUGAGGACAUGUGUAUGUGUAUUUAUGUAGCGUUUGAUCCGUUGAUGAUUGAUUAACAACCGUAGAUGUUUGACAGGACAUUUAGAGGUAUGCAAAAAGAGGAUUUAGGGAUGAUGGUCUUCAAGUUCCUGUACAAUGUACUAAAUUUAUAUUCUUUUGUAUCCCAAAUGUUGUAACUUUUGUUUGUGAUUCUCAUGGCUAAGGUUCAACUUGAAGCUUGA